Lepisosteus oculatus (spotted gar) is the source of this 2989-nucleotide messenger RNA. It is a transcript of the gene dnaja1, whose product is annotated as DnaJ heat shock protein family (Hsp40) member A1. Lineage: Eukaryota; Metazoa; Chordata; Actinopteri; Semionotiformes; Lepisosteidae. Gene Ontology annotation, biological process: response to heat; protein refolding. Gene Ontology annotation, cellular component: cytoplasm; cytosol. The record is from RefSeq and is a predicted model, not a curated record. Gene Ontology annotation, molecular function: Hsp70 protein binding; ATP binding.
GGAGAAGGUUCUGGAACUUCGUUGCCAGGGUGGAGGAGGGGGGAGAGUCGAACUUUAAUUUGUAAGUCGAUUAAACCAAAGGUUUAUAGCGCCCGUACAGUUUUCUUGAAGUGUAUAUUCUAAUAGGAAACGUGUGGUGUAACGCUCCGCGUUUUGGAUUCCUUGGGAAAAGUGCCUGAAUUAUAAAGUGUGUCUUUAAGCAAAUCGGGUUAGAGAGAGCGGUCCGGGUGGGAGGUGGAGGUGGUGGGGUUGAUGUUGUUGCGCAAGAGGGUUCUCGAAGGUUUUUCAAGAUCCUGCACAGUAAGGCAGCAAUGGUGAAAGAAACCGGGUAUUAUGACGUGCUGGGUGUUAAACCCAAUGCCAGUGCUGACGAGCUGAAAAAAGCCUACAGGAAGCUGGCGCUGAAGUAUCACCCAGAUAAGAACCCGAACGAAGGAGAGAAGUUCAAACAGAUUUCCCAGGCAUAUGAAGUUCUGUCAGAUUCCAAAAAGAGAGAGCUGUAUGACCGUGGAGGUGAACAGGCCAUCAAAGAGGGAGGAAUGGGCGGCGGUGGAUUUGGCUCGCCAAUGGACAUCUUUGACAUGUUCUUCGGGGGAGGCGGAAGAAUGCACAGGGAGAGGAGAGGGAAAAAUGUGGUUCAUCAGCUGACGGUUUCUUUGGAAGACCUCUAUAACGGAGCCACAAGGAAGCUUGCUGUGCAGAAGAAUGUCAUCUGUGACAGAUGUGAAGGACGCGGGGGCAGGAGAGGGGUAGUGGAGUGCUGCCCCAUGUGCCGCGGGUCAGGCAUGCAGGUGCGGCUCCACCAGAUUGGGCCAGGGAUGGUGCAGCAGAUCUCCACGAUAUGUGUGGGCUGCCAAGGCCAGGGCCAGCGCAUCAGCCAGAAAGACCGGUGCAAGGCCUGCAAUGCAAGGAAGAUUGUGCGGCAGAAGAAGAUCCUGGAAGUGCACAUCGACAAAGGCAUGAAGGAUGGGCAGAAGAUCACCUUCCAUGGGGAGGGCGAUCAAGAGCCGGGGUUGGAGCCAGGAGACAUCAUCAUUGUCCUGGAUCAGAAAGUGCACCCUGUAUAUACAAGGCAAGGAGAAGACUUGAUCAUGAACCUUGAGAUAAAGUUAGUAGAGGCACUCUGUGGUUUCCAAAAACCCAUUAAAACCCUAGAUGACAGAAUUCUUCUACUAACCUCACAUCCAGGUGAGGUAAUUAGACCUGGCGAUCGCAAGUGCAUUAUGAAUGAGGGAAUGCCAUUUCACCGCAGACCUUUUGAGAAGGGUCGUCUCAUUGUUCUCUUCACGGUGAACUUUCCAGAAGAGAACUUUCUCCCACUGGACAAACUGACACAGCUGGAGAGAUAUUUACCUGAGAGGGAAGAGACUGAUGACACCGAGAACAUGGACGAUCUCUAUAUCUAUGCAGACCUGGAGGACUGUGAUUUGUCACAAGAAAGGCCACACUUUGAUGACGAUGAAUACCAUUCCUCUGGAGGUGUGCAGUGCCAAACCUCUUGAGGCAUACGUCAAGACCGCCAUUGGAGAACUGGCUUAACCCUCCUGUCAGCUAUACUUUAUGGAUGUUCAGUGAAGGACAAAAUGAAACAUAACAUAAUUGUCGCAGAAAUGGCACAAAUGUGUAACUUCUACCUUUUUUGUAAAGGAAAAUAAGUCAGAGUUACCACAUUUUUUAAGAUUUUUUUUUAAACUACAUAUGGUGGAAGUUGCACUGUAUGAUGUCCCAUCAAUUGCCAUGGACAUAAAAAAUCAAUUAUUUUAUUCAUGUUAGGUCCCUGACCUUGGUUUCAAAUGCCUGAUGGGAAUUUAGUCAUAUGUCUGAGUAUUGCUGUAGGUUAAGCUAACAGGAUGCAUCAUAUUCUUUUUAAGUAACUUCUAAGGUUGAUACCCAAGACAAGGUACAUGUUGGGGUAGACUACGAAAUGCUGUAAUAAGAAUCUCCUGGCUGCUUAUUUGGUAGGGAGAAGAAUGGGGCCCUGUGUUCCAUUAACUGGGGAAGGUAGGUAGAGCUGAAGCUGUACAAUGGACUGUCCCUGCCUCUAUGAUUGUGUGCUUCAGGCAGAAAGCAUUUCUUAUAAGACAUUCUUGUGUCAUAAAUCCAUUUCAUCUUGCAAGUGAGAUCUAAUGUGAGCCCGAGGUUAUCGGUAUAGUCCAAGGAUAGUGGACAUUGUUUUAGGUUUUUCAAGGUAACACUUUAGCAGGCAUUUAUUCUAAAUAUCACAUUCUUGUUCCUUAAACCAUUGGAUGCAUUUGGGUACUAAAUCUAGUGCCAAAUCUUUGUUCAUGCAAUAACACUUUUUAUUUUAACCAUAUUGCAAAAUGCCAGUCAGAUGUGCAUAAGUGUGAGAAUUACAUUUGUAAAACUAAGCUGGAAAUGCUCUUUUUUUGUACUAAGAAUAUAGAUAUCACAGUUAAUCAUUUAAGAGCUUUUCAGUUUUGCUCCCCUUGAGUAAUAUGUAUGUCACACAAAUUACUUAUUUUAAUUAUGUACUUUUAUUUCCAUCUUUAGUCCAGAUGUGGAUGCCCUUGUCUUAAAGUAGAUGUGUGGCAGGCUUCAGGGUCUGAGAUUAUGCUUAACUUCUUCAAGAAUAUGUGAUAGAGUGCUUGGAAACAGGUCUUAAUUUUUAUUCUGUCCUUGUAAAUUAGACUUGAGUGGUUUUAAAUGUUAUUUUUUCAAGUUUACACACUGUUCUCCAUGAAAUAUGAAUGGUGUAAGGUUAAUGUCUCUUCUUUAAGCAAUGGAGGUGCUGAAUUGUGCUUUAUCACUUCUAACAGGUCUUGAUUUGUGGAGUACUGGAGUGGAAGUUGAACUUACAGUUCAAAAAUGUUUUAUCUUACCAGCUUGAAUGGCCUUGUGAAUUCUUACUUGAUAAGUAAGAACUGUUUCUAAGCUCUGCUGUAUCACAGAAUUUGUCAGCUUUAGGUAGGACCGAGUAUUUCAUUGUUUGGAUUUGUAUAUAAUUCUAAUUAAAAUUAAGCACAGUUUA